This is a messenger RNA of Anoplopoma fimbria (sablefish), 567 nucleotides long. Its product is annotated as transmembrane protein 238-like. Bases 1 to 567 code for a protein of 188 amino acids. Lineage: Eukaryota; Metazoa; Chordata; Actinopteri; Perciformes; Anoplopomatidae. The record is from RefSeq and is a predicted model, not a curated record. The transcript is spliced from 2 exons.
AUGUCGCUGCACGGCUCUCGGCUCGCCAUCCUCCCCGUUACACCAGCUCUAAGCGGCUGUAAUGUCCCCGCCAUGGACCGGUUAAAGUUCAUAGGAGGAUGUGUGCCGCUGUUCCUCGCCGCCGUCCUGUUCGACCUCCUCGGUGUCAUCCUCCUCUUCGUGGGCAUCUUCGCCGACGUGCGCAUCGGCGGCCGCUUCUAUGGAGACUUCUUGAUCUACACGGGCUCCCUGGUGGUCUUCACCAGCCUGGCCUUCUGGAUCAUGUGGUACGUGGGCAACGUCCGGGUGUCGGAAGAGGAAGACGGCUGGAUGAGCAAGGGGAGCAGCGGCGUGGCGCGCCUGGCGAGGAAGCUGACGGAGAGGCUCAGCCAGAAGCUGAAGUCGGAGGCCCGGCUGAAGUACGUGGAGGAUGAGGAGGAGGUGAAGGAGGCCGGACAGGUGGACGCACCUGGACGCAAGGCCAGCCGGGUGACGUGGGGCAGAUCCACGGCGUACCACAACGAGGGCUACGAGGACUCUGCAGACUGCCCCUCUUUGGAGAGGAAGGAAGACAAGACAGAGUUCUGA